Molecule: messenger RNA, 966 nt
Organism: Nicotiana tabacum (common tobacco)
Lineage: Eukaryota; Viridiplantae; Streptophyta; Magnoliopsida; Solanales; Solanaceae
Source: RefSeq, a predicted model, not a curated record
AUGGCGACUGUCGAUAAUACUGAACCAGAGAAAUUAGGUCGCAAUCAUCUGCUUUUCCUGAAUUCAAAUGAUAAUUCAGGAGUUGUGUUGAUUUUGUUGCAAUUACGAGGACCAGAAAACUACUCUGUGUGGAGCCGGGCAAUGGGGAUUCCAAUCCUAGGUCGAAAUAAGCGAGGGUCCAUUGAUGGCAUAUGCAAAAGGGAGAAUUACAGUACAAAUCUCAUAGAUCUCUGGGAACGUUGUAAUGCGAUUGUAUUGUCUUGGUUGAUGAACUAUGUUUCUCCGGAAUUGUUGAGUGGGAUGGUAUAUUCGUCAAAUGAUAAUGAGGUAUGGGACGAUUUGAAGGAGCGAUUUCAUAAGGUGGAUUGCUCUAGGAUUUUUCAGAUCAACAGAGAAAUUGCUACUGCUAGGCAGGGCACCAGUUCGAUUUCGACUUAUUUCUCAAAAUUAAGAGUGCUUUGUGCAGAAUUUGAUAGUUUGGCUCCAAUUCCUGGUCAUGAUACUGCUAACUCUAGUGAAUUUGUUCAAUUCAUGGAGCAUCAAAAACUUCUAAAAUUCCUAAUGAGACUGAAUGAGUCUUAUGAACAAGCACGCAGCCAGCUCUUGAUGAUGAUUCCUGUUCUAUCUGUGAACAAAGCUUAUUCUAUGUUAAUAAAGCGUGAGAGUCAGAGGACAAUGUUCAACACCUUUACCACUGUUGAUGGGGGUGAGAUGGCGACGUUGAUGACGAAUAAGUCUGGGAAUCAGCAGAGGCCAAAGAAAAAUUACAGUCUUCAGUGUGAUGUAUGCCACAUGAAAGGCCAUACUAAAGAAACUUGCUACACGGUAGUGGGAUAUCCAAAAGAUAACAAGUUCAAAAAGAAGUACAAUUCCCAGACAACAACUAAUUUUGCAGCUGAAGAUAUUCCAGCAACAACAACUGGUUCUACUCCUAUGGCUCCUACAUUCACUCCAGAACAAUAUUAG